GCCCGGCGGCCGGAAGGGGGCUGUGAUUGCGGCGCUGCCGUCCGCCCGCGCCCGCCGCCGCCGCUCGGCUCCUCAGCCAGCCCUUGUGAUGUGCUUUGGCUUUCUGCUUGCUGUGUCUCUGGAACAGAGCCUCCAGUGAAGGAAGCUGGCUAGCUUUUCCCUGAGCUGGAGUUAGUGCUCAGACACUGGACAUCUGCUCCUUGUUUUGGAGGUGCUGAGGACACUCCAAAGUAGCCCUGCUUCCAGUGGAGCAUUCCAGGGUGCCUCACUGCUCCCUUGCUUCCAGUGGAGCAUUCCAGGGUGCCUCACUGCUCCCCAGCAAUGUAGCUGCCAGCUGCUGCCUGUGAAGGACUCUCAGCCUCCAGACCCUGCACAGUGCCUCCCACUGCUACCAUGAUCUUCUGCAUGCUGCUGUUGGCCUCCCUGCCUGAGCCAUCUGGAGCUGAAGUCAACCCUGCUCUCUGCCGUUACCCUCUGGGUAUGCACGAAGGGACGAUCCGGGAUGAGGACAUCACCGCCUCCAGCCAGUGGUACGAUUCCACGGGGCCCCAGUAUGCCAGGUUACAAAGAGAAGAGGGAGAUGGAGCCUGGUGCCCAGCUGGCUUCUUGCAACCAGAAGACGUCCAGUACCUUCAAAUCGACUUGCACAAGCUGUUCUUCAUCACCCUGAUCGGGACUCAGGGCCGGCACGCCCGCGCCACGGGCAAGGAGUUCGCCCGCGCCUACCGCAUCGACUACAGCCGCAACGGCGAGCGCUGGAUCUCCUGGAAGGAUCGGCAGGGGGAGAAGGUGAUCCAGGGCAACAUCGACACUUACGACGUGGUCUUGAAGGACCUGCGGCCGCCCAUCAUCGCCCGCUUCGUGCGGGUGAUCCCUGUGACCCAGAUGCUGAUGACUGUCUGCAUGAGGGUGGAGCUCUAUGGCUGUGUCUGGUAUGAUGGUUUGGCAUCCUAUAGCAUCCCUGAAGGAGGGACAAUAACGGCUCCUGGCUUCCCCAUCGUUUAUCUGAAUGACUCGACCUAUGAUGGCUACCAGGAGCGCAGGCACCUGUAUGGUGGCCUGGGCCAGCUGACAGAUGGAGUGCUGGGGCUGGAUGACUUCACGCAGAGCCACCAGUACCGCGUGUGGCCAGGCUACGACUACGUUGGCUGGAGGAAUGAGAGCUUCAGCACAGGCUCCGUGCAGGUGGAGUUCCAGUUCGACCGACCCCGCAACUUCACCUCCAUGAAGGUGCACUGUAACAACAUGUUCUCCAAAGGGGUGAAGAUCUUCCAGAAGGUGGAAUGCCUGUUCAAACCACGCCUGAUUGCAGACUGGGAGCCUGAGCCCGUUGGGGUGGCAACUGUACUGGAUGACAAAAACCCCAGCGCCAGGUUCGUGACCGUGCCCCUCAACCACCGCGUGGGCAAGGCCAUCCUCUGCCGCUUCUACUUCGCCGACACCUGGAUGAUGAUGAGUGAGAUUUCCUUCCAGUCAGACAUGGAGAGUGUCAAUCCCAGUUUCGUUACGGCAGCCACAAGCACGACAGAUCUCCUGGAACCGGAGCUCAAUGCUACAGAGGGGACCUGGGAAACCACUUCUUCUGUAACCAGCACCUGGAUAGGAGAGAAAGCAGAUGACUCCAGUACCUCCAUCCUUGUGGGCUGUCUUGUGGCUAUUAUUCUUCUGCUCCUGAUGAUUAUAGUCAUUAUCCUUUGGAAGCAAUACGUUCAGAAGAGGCUGGAGAAGGCCCCACGUCGAAUCCUGGAGGAGGAUGCCACAGUUCGCCUCUCCUUCUACAGCUACACCAUUGCCAACAACCAGACCCAGAUCCACCAGUCAAAUCCCACCUAUGAACGUGCUUUCCCACUGGAUCUGGAAUAUCACCAGCCAGCUACGCUGCUCCAGAAGCUUCCAGAGCUCUCCCAAAGUGCAGAGGACUCAGUGUGCAGUGGGGACUAUGCUGAGCCCGACCUGACCAAGUCCACUCCUCACCAAGGCUUUCAGAACAAUGUUCCUCACUAUGCUGAAACAGAUAUUGUCCACCUGCAAGGUGUGACAGGCAACAACAUGUAUGCAGUGCCAGCCCUCACCGUGGAUUCCCUCACCAAGAAGGACAUCUCAGUAGGUGAAUUCCCGCGGCAGCAGCUGCGACUGAAGGAGAAGCUGGGAGAAGGACAGUUUGGAGAGGUGCACCUUUGUGAAGCUGAUGGGCUGCUGGAAUUCCUGGGGGUCUCCUCCACAGAGUUCACUCACCAGCCGGUCCUCGUGGCGGUGAAAAUGCUGCGAUCAGAUGUCAACAAAACAGCCAGGAAUGACUUCCUGAAGGAGAUCAAGAUCAUGUCGCGCCUGAAGAACCCAAACAUCAUCCGGCUGCUGGGGGUGUGUGUGCGUGAGGACCCCCUCUGCAUGAUCACAGAGUACAUGGAAAACGGAGACCUCAACCAGUUCCUUUCUCAGAGGGAGAUCUACAGCAAAUUUGCUGUUUCCAACAACAUUCCCUGUGUCAGCCACUCCAACCUGCUGUACAUGGCCACGCAGAUCGCCUCGGGCAUGAAGUAUUUGGCAUCUCUCAACUUCGUGCACAGGGACCUGGCCACUCGCAACUGCCUGGUGGGCAACAACCACACCAUCAAGAUUGCAGACUUUGGCAUGAGCAGGAACCUCUACAGCGGCGACUACUACCGCAUCCAGGGCAGAGCUGUGCUGCCCAUCCGCUGGAUGGCCUGGGAGAGCAUCCUCCUGGGCAAGUUCACCACAGCCAGUGAUGUGUGGGCAUUUGGGGUGACCCUGUGGGAGAUGUUUGUGCUGUGCAAGGAGCAGCCUUACAGCCUGCUGUCGGACGAGCAGGUGAUCGAGAACACCGGAGAGUUCUUCCGCAGCCAGGGCAGGCAGAUCUAUCUCUCCCAGACUCCUCUGUGCCCCAACCCUGUGUUUGACCUGAUGCUGAAAUGUUGGAGCAGGGAUAUCAAAGAUCGUCCUACUUUUGACAUGAUUCACCACUUCCUGCUAGAACAGUUGGAAUCAAACAUUUGACUCCAGGAAGAGACAGACUGUUGAGAACAGGGUGCCUGUGGUGUCUCCUGGGCCUGUACCUCACGGGAAGAUGGUCAGGCCACCUUGCUCUCCUCCCCUGACUGUGCCGCGUUUAGGUCGAGACGUCCAUGGCAGCUGCUCAUUCUCUUGGCCAUGGUCUGACACGCAGGACCAGAGGAUCUCACUUGGUUGAAAAAUCAUCUCCUCUUCUGAAUCGUUUCCUGGGAAUACUGUGAGAGGGAUUUUUUAAUAGGUACCCAAACACCUCCAGGGCAAAACCUUGAGGGGCUUGGAGCUCUCUCCUGAGCGGAAGAGAAAGCUACCGGCAGUGAGAGUGCUGCCACUGGAGAACAGACUUGGAGCGAAGACUUGAGUCUUCCAGAACUUUUCCAUUGGCUCAAAUGGAAGUCUUGUGCACAUUAGCAGGUGUUUCUGUAUGCUCUCGCUGCAGGCAAGCUGUAGUCAGAGCCUAGAAAUGUCUAGAGCUAGGAGAUGGUUGAAGGGACUUGAGAACUGACAAAGCAUUUGGCAACCCUUUGGGAGUCACGGAGGAUGCUGAUACCCGAGUCCAAGGUCAUGUUCUUCUCUUUUCCUGUGGUUGUUAAGCACUGCUUUUGUUCUGUAUGUGCCUUCUCCCCACACUGGAUUUUUAGGGUUUAUUUUCUAGGGAAAAAAAAAACAAACAAAAAAAAAAAGGAGGAAAAAAAAAAGUUGCAAAUGAAUGUUAAAGGUCAGAGGAAGGUCAGGGAGGUUUGAAGAUCUUCUUCUGGCCUGCAAAUUAAGGCUAGGGUAGGGAGUUUGUAUUGGAAAGUAGCUGAUACUGUACUACUGUCAUUAUGUAGAUUUCUUAGCCUAACAAACUUGUAGCCACAAUGGACUGAUGUGCAAUUAACCCUGUAGGAGUACCCAUUAAUAUGAGAUCUCUAGGUCAGUGCUGUGCCAUGUGCAGAGGGAUCUGAGCUGUGCCCAGAGCAGGAGCUCGCAGGAGAGGCAGCGGAGCAGGGUCCGAGCUGUCCCCUGGCACACAAUGCUCGCUGUGCCAGGGGCUCCUCAGGUCUGCAGCAGCAGGGUUGGUGCUAUCAGGCAGGCAGAUGCACUCCAGGCUCCUUGGUUGCCACGAUCCAGUCUGGCAGUGGGAGAUGGGACUGGCACAUCCCCUUAGAGCGGCUCUGUGCCUUGGUCUGAAGGCUCCCCGCGCAGCACAGGGCCAUCGCUCAUUGAACUCGAGGCUGUUUCUCCUUUGUCCUGUCACAAACAGCUCAUUCUCUGGAGGGUUUGAGAGGGCUCUGAAAUCCACUUGGAGUGAGUUGGAGAAUUCAGCUCCUUCUACAAUAAAUCCAUUGUGGAUUUACCAGGUGCCUAGGGAAUACUCUGCUCUUCCCUCUCUAGUUGUUCAGCGAGCUGCUUAGGACCAAACGUUUCACGAGCUGAGGGAAGAUGAAAGCUCAGCACUUGGCUUUUUUUUUAAGCAGCAGCCAGCAGAGUUUAUCUUUCCAGUCAGGAUCCUGAAGAUAAUUGGUUUCUCUUAGCCACAAGCCCAGGAUGAAUGUCUGCCUGUGCUCUCAGCCCUGCGAGAGGGCACUGCUGACAGGGGACUGGCAAAGCAGCUCCAGCGCCAGCAGAGCCUAAGUGGAAAGAAAAUGAUGCUUCUGGAUUGGCAGCUCUCAGGAUUCAGAGUGGGUUGGGGUGCAAGGGACCUUACAGGUCAUCCAGUUCCAACCCCCUGCCAUGAGCAGGGACACUUCCCACUAGCCCAGGUUGCUCAAGGCCUCACCCAGCCUGACCUUGAACACCUCCAGGGAGGGAGCAUCCACAGCCUCCCUGGGCAGCCUGCUCCGGUGUCUCGCUGCUGGAGCAUGGCAUGACCACGUCUGCUCCCUGGGCACAGCAGUCUCCAUCCUGAAGUUCCCCAGCUGCAGCUCCCUUGAUGGGACUAUGCCCAGACUGUCCUGCUGCAGACCCCAUGUAGGGUUCCCCUGCCUGUCUGGGGGCAUCUCCAUCCAAGCUGGUCCUCUGAGCCGCCUUUACAUGCUGAGGAGCUGGAGGGUCCAAGCCAUCUCCUCUCCCUGGGAGGCCUUCAGGGGCUCAGGUGACUCUCACUCCAAGAUGGGUAUUUUUGUUCUCCUUUGCCCAGAGGGGCCUGGGGUGGGCUGCUGUUCCCUGUGUGUGUGUCUGGAGCUGGGUGACAGGAGACAAAGCCAGCGUGGUCCCUGCUGUAGCCUGCUGGGCGCUGGUGGCUUGGCCAAGCACACUUGAUUGUAUUUCUGGAGUAUUUCUAUCCUGCCUCAGAACAUGGACCCAAGGAACCCUCAGCUGUGUGCCUGGGCUCCUGCACGUGGGCGUGGAGAGGAGCCAGAGUGCUGCAAGCUCACCUGGGUGGGCUUUCUGCUUCUCUGGGGUCAGGAUGUGCUGUUCCUCCCUUGACAUGUUGACAGGCGAAGUUGCUCUCCUAUCAAUAAAUUCUAAUGGUAACCUUGACAGAAA
Messenger RNA from Pogoniulus pusillus (Red-fronted tinkerbird), 5499 nucleotides. RefSeq names its product discoidin domain-containing receptor 2-like. Lineage: Eukaryota; Metazoa; Chordata; Aves; Piciformes; Lybiidae. Gene Ontology annotation, cellular component: signaling receptor complex; plasma membrane. Gene Ontology annotation, biological process: positive regulation of neuron projection development; multicellular organism development; cell surface receptor protein tyrosine kinase signaling pathway. The record is from RefSeq and is a predicted model, not a curated record. The transcript is spliced from 19 exons. The coding region runs from base 394 to 3015 and encodes 873 amino acids. Gene Ontology annotation, molecular function: ATP binding; collagen binding; protein tyrosine kinase collagen receptor activity.